This is a messenger RNA of Suncus etruscus (white-toothed pygmy shrew), 3402 nucleotides long. RefSeq names its product F-box DNA helicase 1 (gene FBH1). The transcript is spliced from 20 exons. Bases 238 to 3168 code for a protein of 976 amino acids. Gene Ontology annotation, biological process: replication fork processing; double-strand break repair via homologous recombination. Gene Ontology annotation, molecular function: DNA binding; ATP binding; protein binding. The record is from RefSeq and is a predicted model, not a curated record. Gene Ontology annotation, cellular component: nucleus. Lineage: Eukaryota; Metazoa; Chordata; Mammalia; Eulipotyphla; Soricidae.
ACCUAUUUGUACAAAGCAGUGAGCCGGUGUAAGCGGAAGCAUCUGACAGCCAUCGACUGCCAGCACUUGGCUCCAGGUCAUUUGUCUGUGGCCCAGCCCUUUGGUCAGAGAUGGACAAACAGGGACCCAAACCACGGGCUCUAUCCUAGACCCAGAACCAGAGGGAAAACGGGCCAAGGAUGUCGGAGACUUACCCCUAAGCCAUUCCUUGAGGGCUGUCAGUGGUAUACCAAUGACAUGGCCAGGAGCAACACUGUGGGCCAGGAGACGGCUCAGGACUCUGAGGAGCAGGGCAUGAUCUUGGCUUCGGGGAACAACUGUAUGCAGCCUGUGGAGGCAGGUGGGGAGGCCGGGCUGGACCCUCUGCUCUCCCCACUGCCUACCCGAAAACGCUCGCACUCCUUGGAGGACAAGCAGACCCAAGCCACAGGGACUGGUCAGCCAGAUGGGGUGUCCAAGAAAAUUCCACGUCACUGGCCAUCUCUGUCCUGCACUAGACCCCGUGAAGGCAGAUGUCAGGUGGAGGACCCACUGCCCUGCCUCACCACAGAGCCUAGAGCCACCAACCUUGAAGUGGAGGACAUUGGACCCGAUGCUGACCCCGGCCCCUGCUACGGGCUUCUGGGGACCACAUUGUGCCCUGAAGCCCAGAGCCAUAUCUGUAGCCUUCCCAGCGAGGUGCUGCGCCACAUCUUCGCCUUCCUGCCUAUGGAGGACCUCUACUGGAACCUCAGCCUGGUGUGCCACCUGUGGCGGGAGGUCAUCAGUGACCCGUUGUUCAUUCCUUGGAAGAAGCUGUAUCAUCGCUACCUGCUGAGUGAGGAGCAGGCAGUCAGCAAAGUGGAUGGCAUCCUGCUGAGCUGUGGCAUUGACAAGGAAUCAGAACUGUGUGUGCUAAACCUCAUUCGGUACACAGCCACCACCAAGUGUUCCCCCAGUGUGGACCCUGGGCGGGUCCUGUGGAGCCUGCGGGACCACCUGCUUCUCCAUGAAGCUGAAGCAUGUGUGCGCCAGCAUCUCCCCGACAUCUACCUGGCUCCUGCUGGCAUCAAUGUGUGGGCUUUGGUGGCAACCAUCAUCCUGCUGUCCAGUAGUGUAAGUGACAUCCAGCAGCUGCUAUCAUGUCUUCGGAGACCCAGCUCCACGGUGACCAUGCCAGACAUCAUGGAGACCUUGUACUGCAUUGCCGUGCUUCUCUAUGCCAUGCGUGAGAAGGGAGUCAACAUCAGCAACCGGAUUCACUACAACAUUUUCUAUUGCCUGUAUCUUCAGGAGAAUUCCUGUACUCAGGUCACACCAAUGAAAGAAGAGCUGUCAGUGUGGCCGGGUAAUGAUCACAGCAAGAAUGCCAUCCAGCUUACACAUGAACAGCAGCUGAUUCUGAACCACAAGAUGCAGCCUCUGCAGGUGGUGAAAAUCAUGGCAUUUGCAGGCACUGGGAAGACUUCCACCCUGGUGAAAUAUGCAGAGAAAUGGUCUGAGAGCAGGUUUCUCUAUGUCACAUUCAACAAGAGCAUCGCGAAGCAGGCAGAGCGUGUCUUCCCCAGCAACGUCACCUGCAAGACCUUCCACUCCAUGGCCUACGGACGCAUCGGGCGGAAGUACCAAUCCAAGAAGAAGCUGAAUCUCUUUAAGCUUACUCCCUUCAUGGUCAAUUCUGUCCUGGCCGAAGGGAAAGGUGGAUUCAUCAGGGCCAAGCUGGUGUGUAAGACACUUGAGAACUUCUUUGCCUCCGCGGACGAAGAACUAACGAUCGAUCAUGUGCCCAUCUGGUGUAAGAACAACCAAGGUCAGCGGGUCAUGGUGGAGCCCAGUGAGAAAUUGAACAGCGUCCUGGAGGCCAGCCGACUCUGGGACAACAUGCAGAAGCUGGGGGAGAGCAAAGAGGAGGCUUACCAGAUGACCCACGAUGGCUACCUGAAGCUUUGGCAGCUUAGCAAGCCGUUGCUCGCCUCAUACGAUGCCAUCUUUGUGGAUGAGGCCCAGGACUGCACCCCAGCCAUCAUGAACAUCGUCCUAAUGCAGCCAUGUGGGAAGAUCUUCGUGGGGGAUCCCCACCAGCAGAUCUACACCUUCCGUGGUGCUGUUAAUGCACUCUUCACUGUCCCUCACACACACGUCUUCUACCUCACUCAGAGCUUUAGGUUUGGUGUGGAGAUAGCGUAUGUGGGAGCUACCAUCCUGGACGUCUGCAAGAGGGUGCGGAAGAAGACCUUGGUCGGAGGAAACCACCAGAGUGGCAUUCGAGGGGAAACCCAGGGCCAGGUGGCACUGCUGUCCCGAACCAACGCCAAUGUGUUUGAUGAGGCAGUGCGUGUGACAGAAGGAGAGGCCCCUGCGAGGAUCCACUUGAUCGGGGGAAUUAAAUCAUUUGGGUUGGACAGAAUCAUUGAUAUUUGGAUCCUCCUUCUGCCUGAGGAAGAGCGGAGGAAACAAAACCUUGUCAUCAAGGACAGGUUCAUCCGACGGUGGCUGCACAAGGAAGGCUUCAGUGGCCUCAAGGGCUACGUGACAGCGGCUGAGGACAAGGAGCUGGAGGCCAAGAUCGCAGUGGUAGAAAAGUACAACAUCCGGGUACCUGAGCUGGUGGCUAGAAUUGAGAAGUGCCACAUUGAGGACCGGGACUUUGCAGAGUACAUUUUGGGCACUGUGCACAAAGCCAAGGGCCUGGAGUUCGACACUGUGCAUGUUCAGGAUGACUUUGUGAAGGUGCCGUGUGCCAGGCACAAUAUAGCCCAGCUGCCGCACUUCCGAGUUGAGUCUUUUUCUGAGGAUGAGUGGAAUCUUCUGUAUGUCGCAGUGACGCGUGCCAAGAAAUGUCUCAUUAUGACCAAGUCCUUGGAGAACAUUUUGACUCUGGCUGGGGAGUACAUGCUGCAGGCGGAGCUAACCAGCAACGUGUUGAAGACGGGCGUAGUCCACUGUUGCGUGGGCUCAUGCAACAACGCAAUCCCUGUGGACACUGCGCUUACCCUGCGCAAGCUGCCCAUCACCUACAGUAACCGGAAGGAGAACAAGGGUGGUCCCCUGUGCCACUCAUGUGCGGAGCAGCGCAUCGGGCCACUAGUCUUUCUCACAGCCUCCCCGGAGCAGGUGCAUGCCCUGGAGCGCACUGUUGAGAACAUUGCACUGCCUAGGCAUGAGGCCCUGCUCUUCCUUGUCUUCUGAGCCAGGCUGUGGGUACCUGGAGGACACCUUCCACCUACACCCACCAGGACUCCAAGCUCACUCACAGCAUGGCGGCCGGGACAUGGCCAAAGUGAGGCCUAUGACCCACUGCAGAGUCCUUCAUGCACACCAGCUGCGAACUGGGGGAUGUUCUUUUGAUAGAAAAUACAAAAAUUUUAUGUAUCGAGACUUUUAUUACCAGAUUUCAAUUAAACAGGUAUUGUAGCACUGGCA